Molecule: messenger RNA, 528 nt
Organism: Pseudogymnoascus destructans
Lineage: Eukaryota; Fungi; Ascomycota; Leotiomycetes; Thelebolales; Thelebolaceae
Exons: 1
Coding region: 1-528 (175 amino acids)
Molecular function (GO): oxidoreductase activity, acting on single donors with incorporation of molecular oxygen, incorporation of two atoms of oxygen
Source: RefSeq, a predicted model, not a curated record
AUGAAGAGCGUAUUCACAGCAGCAAGGGGCCCGUCUCCUGAAGAGAACAAUAUUGGAGUCACUAUUGCCCCAAAUGUGCCCGGGAUAAACGGAAAAUCAAGUGACGGAAAGUCGCGGUUCAAGACUCUCAGCGCGUUUACUGACAAUGCUUCGUACAAGCAAUUUGACCCUGAGACUCUUGAGCCCCUUGGAGUCGCCAGCCAGGGCUCCCUUCAUCCUGCCCUCGCCGGACCACUUAGCGCAGCCCAUGCAAACUACGACCCUGUCAAUGGAGAUGUGCUAAACCAUAACCUGACCUUUGGCCUGAACUCCGUCUACCGCGUCUUCAAAACUAUUGGCAGGCUGAAAACCGAGCUCGUUCAUGAAACCAACCCUGUGCAACUUGGCGCUUUGAGCUCAAGGUGUCUCCCACUUCGCGCGCUCUUUUAUUGCUCCUCUCAACGCGGGAGAGAUGUCCCCUCUCUGCAAGAUCUAGUUCGUCGGCGGCCCGCUUGCGCAACUCGUCACACAUCUGGUUUAUAUAGGUAG